AUGUCGGCGUAUCCCUCCCUCCCAAGUAUUAGAGUCCCCGGGGCCGACGGCUUUCGAAAUCAUGCCAGCCAUCACGAUAGACCCUUUGGCAGCAGCAGCCUGGCCAUGUCAAUCCCCGGCAUCGACGAGACUCAAAACAACGUUCCUCCCCCUUUGCCUCCCCCCCGAUACCUCCCUGGCACUGAGCCCGCGAACCUUCCUCCAGACAUGCGAGGCAAGCGAGACUUCGGACCCAAUACGGCAUCCUUUGCCAGCGGCUACGGCAGCAUGGCCUCAUCUUUUGCAGAGGAACGACCCAGCUACCUACGAAGGGACAUGGGCAGCUUCAAUGGCGACCGGGACGAGGGUUACUCAAGUUAUUCUACAGACAGGUCUCGCGAAUCACUACGGUCAGAGUUUGGCCUACACCACAACCACUUCCAGUUCCAAUCACCCGCCGUUGACAGCAUGAAGAAGAAGCUCGACCCUGUACGCAUGCUGGACAAGUCACCACCCCGAUCCCUCCUCAGUGCCUCUGUAAACGAGCUGCUACCUCGAAGACCCACAGCUGAGAGCCGGUUCCCUCCCGCCCUGAGCGUCCCCGUCCAGCUUCCCAUCCACACCCGCAACAUCCUGGGCUCACCAGCCCGGUUCACCGAGACGCCGCUGCACUCGGCCAUUUCCCCCCGCAGUGCUCCCUUCCACUACGGAGACCGCUCUCCCAACGACGGCUCAGAUAUCGACCGUUCCCCACGAACUCGCACCAGGAGGAACAACAGCGACGAUGCCACAUCGACCCAAGGCAGUUAUGACUUCAAUGGGGCCGAAGACAUGGAGAUUGAAGAGACGUCUCUCAAGAGGCUGCACAUUGACGAUGCGUACCUAGCUGGUGGCCAGAAGCGGAGGGCAGCCAGCCCACCCGACGAGCACAUUUCAGCCGCCCAGAUGGAACUCGCCCGCAGGUCGCGCGGGUCACCACAGCCCCGGCUUACCACUAUCCCACAGGGCACAACCAUCCCAUCCGUACCAUCCACAUCGCGAUCCAAUUCAUACAUGUCGACCAUGUCGGUCCCCACAACUAUCACCACUGCUAACUCUUUUGGUCGACGUUCGCCUGGUCUAUCGCCUGGUGGCAUCUCCCCCACGUCUUGCAACUCCCCUUACACCACGCCCAUGUCCCUUAACCCCAGCCCGAGGAACUCCAUCUCCGGCCGGAGCGCGAUGCACGCAAGGACUGUCUCAAGCGCCAGCUCUCGAAAGAUUGGCGAAGUACAGAAGUCAGGAGGCCCCAAGCUUCAAGAAUUUUUCAUGUGCGACUGCUGCCCGAAGAAGCCAAAGCGAUUUGAGACGGCUGAAGAGCUCAAUGCUCAUGAAGCGGAAAAGCAAUACAAUUGCUCCUUCUGUGGAAACCGUUUCAAGAACAAGAAUGAGGCCGAGCGACACCAAAAUUCGCUUCACGUCCGCCGCCAUUCUUGGUCCUGCUCGGCCCUCUCUGGAUACGAUCGCGCAUUCCACGAAUCAACCAACAGGCCCGGAGAGGCCGAUGCAUGUGGCUACUGCGGUGACGAAUUCCCCCGAUCAGGACGCGUCCCUGGAACAAAUACGCCGCGGCAUGCAACGGAACAGGAUUGGGACGAUCGCAUUCGACAUCUGCAAGAGACGCACAAGUUCAGGGAAUGCAACUCGUCCAAGAAAUUCUAUCGAGCGGACCACUUCAGACAGCAUCUGAAGCACAGCCACGCAGGUACCAGCGGAAAAUGGACCAACAUGCUUGAGAAUGCGUGCAUGUUGGAGGAGGACCCGACGCCCAGGUGA
This is a messenger RNA of Ilyonectria robusta, 1794 nucleotides long. RefSeq lists its product as uncharacterized. The transcript has 3 exons. The record is from RefSeq and is a predicted model, not a curated record. Bases 1 to 1794 code for a protein of 597 amino acids. Gene Ontology annotation, biological process: regulation of transcription by RNA polymerase II. NCBI's taxonomy places the organism in Eukaryota, Fungi, Ascomycota, Sordariomycetes, Hypocreales, Nectriaceae. Gene Ontology annotation, cellular component: nucleus. Gene Ontology annotation, molecular function: RNA polymerase II transcription regulatory region sequence-specific DNA binding; DNA-binding transcription factor activity, RNA polymerase II-specific.